Messenger RNA from Papaver somniferum (opium poppy), 405 nucleotides. RefSeq lists its product as uncharacterized. The record is from RefSeq and is a predicted model, not a curated record. The transcript has a single exon. The coding region runs from base 1 to 405 and encodes 134 amino acids. NCBI's taxonomy places the organism in Eukaryota, Viridiplantae, Streptophyta, Magnoliopsida, Ranunculales, Papaveraceae.
AUGGCAGCUACAUCAACAGGUUUGCCUUAUCAGCAGGAGCAGCAACUGCAGCAGCAACCAUUAAUCUAUCCGCAAGCUUCAACUUCUUUAUCAUCAUCGAGUGGUCGUGCUUGGCAUAAUUCAGGUUCGGUGGGACCAUUUUUUGCUGUGAUGGCUGUGCUUACAGUUUUGACAGUGUUAUCGUGUUUAGUUAGUCGAUUCUGUGUCAGUAGAACUACGACUCCUCCACCUGAUAUAAGGUGUGGAGGUUGUUUGUGGUGGUUGCGGAGGAAGUGUAGUCGAUGUGUUGUCUCCCAUGGCGAUAUUGAACUUGGAGAGGAGCUGUCUGUUAAGAAAAUCAAUAAUGGAAAACCACCAAAAGGUAUUGAUGAGACCGCUGCCUCUUCCCCUUCGCCUUCAGCCUGA